GCUGCAGCUGAGGGGGUAAGCGGUCUGGACGGGCCGGGCCGGGCGGUCCUCGGAGGGGGCGGAUGGGUCGCGCCUCGGCGUGUGGGAGCAGGGACCGAGGUCCCCGGGGGAGUGGUGCCCGGGAGCCCCGGCUUGGAGAGGCCUGGCCCACCGCCUGGUGCGCGUGGCCAGUAGGGACGGGGAGAGAGGGUACCGCGGUUAAAAGAAGGCCCUCGCGGGGACCCGGCGCUCUGCGGGCAGCGGGCAAGACGCGCGGAAGACCGCCCAACCACUUCCUCCUGACGAGGCCCCCAAAAAUCUCAAGGCUCUCUUUCUCCCUUGGAGCCUUUAGGUCGAUGUUGCUGGCCGGCCGGGGCCCGGGGUCAGGUGUCCUUAGGGUCAGACUUUCAGGCGGGUGUGAGGCGGUCGGCUCAGUCUUGCUCUCGGCUUCAAUUUCCCCAUCUGGAAACUGGGGGUGGUCCUGACCUCGGGCGGCCCCCCGCGGCAUGGGUGGGGUCCCGGACGGUCAUCCUCGUGCUGAUCCGGUGUCACGAGCUGGAGAACAUGAGAGACAAGGACUGGGACACAUGUAGGUGUUGCCGGGUGGUUCCAGCUGCCACUAGCUUCAUUAUUUAAGUGAUGGCACUCCCCGGGAAAGUUAGAAAUCCUGGCAUUUAUUUUGAAAGCAUAAUAUUUUCUCUUGUUCACUCCCACACAGCGCCUUUACCUUCACAAGUGGGGUUCAGCAGGGCAUGUCAAAGGGGUCCCAUCUUUAAUGGUUUCCGUUCUGGAUGGGGAAGAGGGGCAGGUUGGGACAGGAACUCCUAGAACUGUGAGCGGGAGCAAGAAAAUGGCCCUGGCCUGACCUCCUUUGACCACAUUAGGAAUUCAGAGAAGCAUUUGUUUUUCAGGCAGCCCUGGUGACUUGGCAUGGAGAGCUGAACAAUCUGAUCUCUGUCCUGUCUUGGGUAAAAGUGCGAGAUAUAUCUCUGCCUUAGCUGGAAUGUGGUUGUUCAUUUUGACCGCAAAGAAUGUUAGUGGGAAGAUCCCACAGUGAGCUUGGGGUUUCUGGUAUUUCAUAACCAGGAACCCAAAUGAAAAGCACCCAGUGUAGCAUAUGGUCCUAGAUAGCUUCCCAGUUUACAUGAUUGGUGACAGAUAGAUGGAAAUUUGACUUAUUUAUGCUCAUGAAAUGCCACUCCAGCAUUUGUGGACUGACUUGUGUUUCAGAUCAAAGCCUCAGGGGCAGCAGUCUUAGGUGGCUGGGAGGUGUGUAAAUAUUUUAUGCGCUGAGAACUACGUAGCUGGAGCUGGCCGUUCUGAAAUCAUAGAAAUCAUACAGCACAGCUGGGGCAUCUUUCUAUUUGCUAGGCAGCCGCCAGGCCUCAUGUCACGGUAUAGAGUCACUGCUGUGUUUAGCAAUCACUUUGGAAUCCUCUACCAAGAAAAAACUACUCUUCGACUGCAGUGUGUCAGUACACAGGCAUUUAGAACUACCUGGAUGUGACAGGACCUCGUCACUCCUGCUGCAUUUCUGAGAUAUUUGGUGUGACUUGUGAUGCUUCCAGCCAGUCUUGCCACUUGAUGGAAUUUGAAAUGUCAGUUAAGGGAAGGAGAGGGAACCGAUUUUGAGAGUCCCCAAACCAGAAUCCUUUUGUUUCCUGCUCAUUCCCAUCUUUAGACGGCUGGUCAAAUGAGUUCCUUUCCCCUGUGCGUGUUUGCGUGGCAGAGCAGGAUGUGUUGGGUCUCACACAUGAGAAGCUGGGUGUUGGAAAAUGCACUCUGGAGGGGGGCUGAGUUCCAUGGAAGUUUCUUAAUCAAGCCUGUGUGGAGGUUUCACAUGUUGCCUUUGACCAUUUCUGGGCUCAGAUUAUCAGCUUUUUAAAUCGGACUUUCUUUGCCUUGGGUUUUGAUUGUUGUGUUGUGGCUUUGUGACAGUAACAGACAGGAUGUGACACUUUUGCUGCAGUCUUUGGAGUGAUUUUUUUUUUUUAAUUUUUUUUUUUAACAUUUAUUUCUUUUUGAGACAGAGAGAGACAGAGCAUGAACGGGGGAGGGUCAGAGAGAGAGAGGGAGACACAGAAUCUGAAACAGGCUCCAGGCUCUGAGCAGUCAGCACAGAGCCCCACGCGGGGCUCGAACUCAUAUACCGCGAGAUCAUGACCUGAGCUGAAGUCGGACGCUCAACCGACUGAGCCACCCAGGCGCCCCUGGAGUGAUUAUUUUGUCUGUGGUGGCAGGUAGUAAGUGGGAAGUUCAGUGCGUGCUUUAGAAAAAUCUUAAGUGCUGAUAAAUCAGUGUUACCGGGAGCUGCCUACUUUUAAUUUUCAUCAGAUUGUCUUCAACUCAGGCCCUUCCUUCAGUUAAUUAUCUUUUUUGGCCCACAAUUUUGUGCACACGUUCCUUCUGAGAAAGGAAUUGGGAGAUCACCCUGAGCCUCUCACUGCUUGUGUGUGCACUGUAAUCACUUCCUGGAGGCCUCGUGAUGGCUGCGAGGGUGGAGUAGAACUUUAUAGCCUCUUCGACAAGUGCCGUCCUGGCCCACUGCUCAGUCAGACCCAUCUACAGGCAGGACGGACAGGUUGUGUUUCCUUCCAGGAACCUGUAAGGUCCACGAUUUGGUUGAAAGAUGUCGGCCCUCACUACCCUGUUUAAGUAUGUUGAUGAAAAUCAGGAUCGCUACAUUAAGAAACUCGCGGAAUGGGUGGCCAUCCAGAGUGUAUCUGCGUGGCCCGAGAAGAGAGGUGAAAUCAGGCGGAUGCUGGAGGUCGCUGCAGCGGACAUCAAGCAGCUGGGGGGCUCUGUGGAACUGGCAGAUAUUGGGAAACAGAAGCUCCCUGAUGGGUCCGAGAUCCCACUUCCUCCCAUUCUACUCGGCAAGCUGGGCUCCGACCCCCGGAAGAAAACCGUGUGUAUUUACGGACAUCUGGACGUGCAGCCGGCAGCCCUCGAGGACGGCUGGGAUAGCGAACCCUUCACCCUGGUGGAACGCGACGGCAAAUUGUAUGGGAGAGGCGCAACCGAUGAUAAAGGGCCGGUGGCCGGCUGGCUGAAUGCCCUGGAAGCCUUCCAGAAAACGAAUCAGGAGAUCCCGGUUAACGUCCGAUUCUGUCUGGAGGGCAUGGAGGAGUCGGGCUCGGAAGGCCUGGAUGAGCUGAUAUUUUCGCGGAAGGACACGUUCUUUAAAGACGUGGACUACGUGUGCAUUUCUGACAACUACUGGCUGGGAAAGAAGAAGCCGUGCAUCACAUACGGUCUCAGGGGCAUUUGCUACUUUUUCAUUGAGGUGGAGUGCAGCGACAGAGACCUGCAUUCUGGCGUGUACGGAGGCUCGGUGCACGAGGCCAUGACAGAUCUCAUCUUGCUGAUGGGCUCUCUGAUGGACAAGAAGGGAAAGAUCCUCAUCCCAGGCAUCAGUGAGGCGGUGGCCCCCGUGACCGAGGAGGAGCUGGCACUCUACGACAAGAUCGACUUUGACCUGGACGAGUACACCAGGGACGUGGGGGCAGAGACUCUGCUGCACGGGUGCAAGAAAGACAUCCUGAUGCACAGAUGGCGGUACCCGUCCCUCUCCCUCCACGGGAUUGAAGGUGCCUUUUCUGGGUCGGGGGCCAAGACCGUGAUCCCUAGGAAAGUGGUGGGCAAGUUCUCCAUCAGGCUCGUGCCGAACAUGACUCCGGAAGUUGUGAGCGAGCAGGUUACUAGCUACCUGACGAAGAAAUUUGCUGAACUGCACAGCCCCAACAAGUUCAAGGUGUACAUGGGCCACGGUGGGAAACCCUGGGUGUCGGACUUCAAUCACCCUCAUUACAUGGCUGGGAGAAGAGCCCUGAAAACAGUGUUUGGUGUCGAGCCGGACUUGACCAGGGAAGGUGGCAGUAUUCCUGUGACUUUGACCUUUCAGGAAGCCACAGGGAAGAAUGUUAUGCUGCUGCCUGUGGGCUCAGCCGAUGAUGGCGCCCACUCCCAGAACGAGAAACUCAACAGGCUUAACUACAUAGAAGGAACCAAGAUGCUGGCUGCGUACCUGUAUGAGGUGUCUCAGCUGGAGAAGUGAGACGGCCCGUCUUCCCCGGAGCACUGCCGGAGGAGUCCCGCCUUCUGCCCCCGCCCCGUGCUCUCUUCUGAUCGCUCAGGAGAGCAAAGCCCAUCUCUCUCCUUUCCCUCUUGUCAGUAACAGACUGGAUGACAGCUGAGUUCUCAGAGGUGGUCAGCGUGAGGGGCUCUGGAAAAUAGCCAAGAUCUGAAAGCACACGUUCUGCGGGAGGUUCUGGUUGGCAUCCAGUUGGGCUGAACAGAGGUCUGGGUGCUUUCUGUCCCAUCUCUGCUUCCUGACUCAGGCUCGUGCGCACUCAGGAUAUUAAUCGGGGGGCCACCCUUUCCGAUCCCUCGCUGUUGUGCGGUUCUGUCCUUUCUCGAGACCUUAAACCGUGACUAGUGUUUCCUGUCUUCUCUUCAUUAUGAUUCCUCAAAACCUAAGCCUAAGUGGAAUGCUUCGUUGUUCUCAGUAUGUGCUGCUAAAUAAAAAGUAAAAA
This is a messenger RNA of Leopardus geoffroyi (Geoffroy's cat), 4514 nucleotides long. It is a transcript of the gene CNDP2, whose product is annotated as carnosine dipeptidase 2. The record is from RefSeq and is a predicted model, not a curated record. The transcript has 11 exons. Gene Ontology annotation, biological process: proteolysis. Gene Ontology annotation, molecular function: metallodipeptidase activity. Gene Ontology annotation, cellular component: cytosol. Bases 2609 to 4036 code for a protein of 475 amino acids. Lineage: Eukaryota; Metazoa; Chordata; Mammalia; Carnivora; Felidae.